Pelagomonas calceolata is the source of this 339-nucleotide messenger RNA. Lineage: Eukaryota; Pelagophyceae; Pelagomonadales; Pelagomonadaceae. The record is from the annotation of a GenBank genome assembly.
AUGGCCACCCCGCCGAGCGGCGUUGAAGAUGUUUUUAGUGCAGUCUGCGUGCUGUUGGCUGGGAUAAACCCAGCAAUUGCCGUCCAGCGCAAUGGCAAGGUGAAAAAGGAGGGUCGCAGUUGGGAUGCGUGUAAAAAGUCACUGCUCGGUAAUAUCAAUGGCCUAGUUGACGAACUGAAGCAGUAUAAAGCUCUUAUAGAUAAAGAAUGUGUCCCAAAAAUUAAUUUUAAUGAGGUAAGACCAUACCUGCAGAUGGACCACUUCAAUGAAGAUGCAAUGAACAAAAAAAACUCAGCGGCAGCAGGCCUGGUAAAGUGGGUUGAGAAUAUUGUUCGUUAU